AUGGCUUUGCCGACAUCCAGCGAAGGUCGUGCGGUGAAGAUGACUAACCAGAUUGGGAAUGGCGCCAACUCCCGCGAACAGCGCCAGCUCGUUGAUGAGCCACCACUCGCAUCGGAUCUUGCUCUAACGUCCUUUGACUAUUCCGGCAUCAAUCAAUCUGAAUCUGAGUACCGCGUGCAUUGUGAUCGCCCCGUCUACUCUGACCACUCCGAUCAGCCGCUCUACGAGACCUUCUUCGACAAUACCCCCGCGACUGGCCACGGCGCCGACCAUCCCUCCCUCUUUGACCCGUGCGCCGCCAUCAUCGAGGGCGCCGACUCUUCCUCCUCUUCCAAGGCACCUUAUACACGUGGGCACCGCCGUCGUUCCACCCACGUUACUCGCCGUGACCUUGAGAAGUUUCAAAAGGAGGUCCUAGGCGUUGAAAAUCGCGCCUCCUGGUACGACGAGGAAAACGGCUCCUCGCGCCCCAUCAAUCCUUACGAUCCCCAGCUCGAGGAAUUGAAUCGUGCCUUUGAGCUCGCCGAUAUGUCCAUGAACAGCGGUGCUGGUGGAAUGGCUGGCGGAAACAAUCCAGGACCGGGCAUGUUUUCCAAUUACACGGAGAAUUCACCAACUCCAAACAUGGGCAGCAUGCCACGGCAACCACCCUCUCCUGCAUAUCCUCACUCCGCUCCACAAGUCAACGGUGCAGGUGCUGGUUCGGGUGGGAUGGGCGCUGCGAUGAAUGCCAGCAUGUCUAUGAAUGCGGGUCAUCAGAUGGAUUUACAUCACCUGUAUGAGAUGGUGCUGGAGCUGAGUGACGUGCUGAAGAACAACCGAGAGGUAACGAAGAGCAUUGUCUCAAGUGCAGAAGAUAUUAUGAAACAUGGCAAUUCGGAGGAUGCAAGUGCUGUUAUGCGACAGGUCAACGGCGAGAUCACCGGUAUGUCAUCGGAAUCACACUCCAUUCAUACAAAUCAACUUUCAUUAAACACUAGUCCAACAGCUGCCCGCAUCUCGGAGCUCGAACGUGCCCUCGCCAAGGAAAAACGGCUAGUCGAAGAUCUAAGGCGUGAACAAGUCGAGAACACCAAACUGAUCAGUGACUACGAAGCCAGCGUGGGCACCAUGGUAGAGCAAAUCCGCAAUUAUUGCCAAAACAACAACAUGCAUUUCCUAUACCAAAAAUCCCAUUACAACAACCUCCUACAAGCCGAGCGAGACGCACAUCUGGAGAGCCGUCUUGACCGGGAUUACUGGCACACGCAAACAAUGAAAUGCGCGCAAAUGAUUCGCAAUGCACAUCAACUCAGGUCAGACGAAGAGGAGCUACCCAUCCGCAUCAUCUCUGGUCUACAAAACGAAGUCCGGGCAUACCGCAACGCUUUGGGAAUGGAGCCCGAGAAGCCAGAGCAGGAAUAUGGCUGGGAGAUUCUGAAGGACGUUUCUAGUCCCGAAUGA
This is a messenger RNA of Penicillium daleae, 1443 nucleotides long. RefSeq lists its product as uncharacterized. Lineage: Eukaryota; Fungi; Ascomycota; Eurotiomycetes; Eurotiales; Aspergillaceae. The record is from RefSeq and is a predicted model, not a curated record. Bases 1 to 1443 code for a protein of 480 amino acids. The transcript is spliced from 2 exons.